UGGGUGAACGUAGACGGAUGUAGUCGUCGUUGAUGAGCUUGAGGAGGAAUGUCUUUGCGUGACGGAAUUGGAUGUUGAUGUCAGUGGAGGGGUCAGGUCGUUGCAGAGAUCGCAUUCGGUUGUGUUUGUGGAUGUCGAAGAAGUCAUAGAGGUGGGGCGAGAAUGCAGCGUGAUCAAUUGCGACGAAGUCCUCCCACAGUAUCUGCGUGAUGAUGUGUUCAAUGUUGUCCGUCGUGAGUAGCCGUAGCCAUUCGUCCCAUCUGAUGUAUGUAGUUGGGGUGGUGGAGGAGGAUGGAGAUGGGAGCGGAAUUUGGGCGAGAAUCUCGUCAUCGAAUGGAAUCUGGGACAGAGCCGAGGCAGUGAGAAGAGAUGCCGAAGUUGUUGAUGAUGACGACGGCAGGGAAGCUGCCAGUGUUGUAGAAGUGGUCGUAGCUGCAGUCAUCGAUGUUGACGCUGUUGUCUUUUUGGUUGUCGUUGCAGUUGCAGGUGUCGUCGUCGAGGUAGUUGUCUCCAGGGAAGCUGGCAGUGUUGUAGAAGCGGUCGUAGCGGUAGUUACCGAUGUCGACGACGACACCAGGGAAGGUGUCAGUGUUGUAGAAGUGGUCGUAGCGGCAGUCACCGAUGUCGAGGCUGUUGUCUUUGUGGUUGUUGUUGCAGUUGCAGGUGUCGUUGUCGAGGCAGUUGUUUCCAGGGAAGCUGGCAGUGUUGUAGAAGUGGUCAUAGAGGUAGUCACCGAUGUCGAGGCUGUUGUUUUUGUGGUUGUUGUUGUAGUUGCAGGUGUUGUCGUUGAGGCAGUUGUUUUUGUUGAUGUCGUUGUUGUCACAAGGAGGGCUGUUGUAGAAGGCGCGGCGGGGUGGCUGUUCAUGUUCUGGUUGUUGUGUUCGUAGUCGUCGUCAUCUGCAUUGGCGUCGAUUUGGAAGAUGAAGUUGUUGACGGUGAUGGCUUGGAUGAGGAUCUUGGCUUCUUUUGCGGCUGCUUGUCCUCAUGGGCACCUGCAGGGGAGGGGGGAUCAUAUGGAGAUGGAGGAGAGUAGGUGGAAGACGAGAAGCAGAGGAAAACAAAGGCAGCGUAGAUCG
Molecule: messenger RNA, 1076 nt
Organism: Chara braunii
Lineage: Eukaryota; Viridiplantae; Streptophyta; Charophyceae; Charales; Characeae
Source: the annotation of a GenBank genome assembly